Molecule: messenger RNA, 924 nt
Organism: Malania oleifera
Lineage: Eukaryota; Viridiplantae; Streptophyta; Magnoliopsida; Santalales; Ximeniaceae
Product: 23 kDa jasmonate-induced protein-like
Exons: 2
Coding region: 107-751 (214 amino acids)
Source: RefSeq, a predicted model, not a curated record
GGAGUAGAAUUUCGCGGCACCUUUCGCAUGUCUAUAUAAAGCCCAAUACGUCGGACGGACAUCACACGUCUUCUUCUUAAUUACGCAGUAAACACGAAGCACAAACAUGUCGUCCAACGUGUUUGGGACUCCAAUCACCGACGAUUACAUAAAGGGAUUGCCGGGCGCUCCGAAUGACAUAACGGCGGCGGUGAGGGCGCAGUACGCCAUGGACUACAUCAACGACGGCAGCAAGAACGUCGAUGCGCAGACCUACGUCGACAACCUCAAAUCCCAGUACGGCAACGGAAUCACCUGCCGUGUCGUGUUUUACAACGCCACCGGUGGCACCCUCAGCUACGUCACCGACCACGACUACCACGGCCACAUCGGCGCCGCCCCUUACCCCCUCAAGUUGCAGAAUGGCCAGUGGGGCGCCUUUCUCCACGUCCACCCCACCGGCGCCAUGGUAGGUUCCUCCGCCGCCGCCGUCUACGGCGGCGUGAACGGAAGUGGAGAGGGCCGCGACUGGAUGAUGGCUUGGUCUAUUCCUUACAUCGGGAGCAACCACUCCUAUACUGAGAUACGUGAAUCUGGACAUUUUGCUGAUGCUAAUGAUGUUUGGGGUGUCAUUUCUGACAAAAUGGGUAACUCUGGACACGAAACAGAAGAUAGUUGGGGUGGAUGCAAGUCAAAAGCGAUAAUUGGUGAAAGUACUUCACCAGCAUAUACUGCAAUGUUCACUUUGGAAGAUGUUAAGUUCCUGACAUAGUUUGCUAUGUGGUUUGCGCCUCUGCAUAUCAAUAAUUUAAGUAUUAUGUAAUAUUAGGUUGUGUGUAUAUAUAUAAUCACGCAAUCUUUAAUGAAAUAAUUGAUAAUAAUUAAUAGUGCUAUUUCUAUAGCCUAUUGUACGUGAUGUAAUAAAUAAAAUUUUUAGUUGUUGCA